Messenger RNA from Paramecium octaurelia, 3743 nucleotides. NCBI's taxonomy places the organism in Eukaryota, Ciliophora, Oligohymenophorea, Peniculida, Parameciidae. The record is from the annotation of a GenBank genome assembly.
AUGAUAGAUUGCAUAGGAGCAUCAGUUGACAGAGGAAGAAAUCGAGGAGUACGAGGAGUAAACCCCAUCGGAAGCACUAUUUUGGCAAUUCUAUUAAUUUCAAAGCAAUCAGUAUGGAUUGAUGAAAUAGCUAAUCCUAUUCUUCUGGAGUAAGGAUUAUUUAAUAUUUAAAGAACGUUUGACCGUAAUUUUCUUGAUACAAAUUGUUUAACUCUCUGCUUAACUAGUGAUGCCAUUUGUCAUUAGACAAAUACUCACUUAUGUGUAGAAAGAAGAGAAGAGCAUGAUUGAUGGUUUGAUUAUGAUUGGGGUGAUAUUAAUGUUGAAAGUAAUGAGUUUACUUUCAGCUACCCAUUUGAAAUUGCAGAUGGUAAUAAAAUUAAUAUCAAAAGAGACUGGUUGGAUAUGAUGCAAUGUCAAUAUUAAGUAUAAAGAUUAUGAGUAAAUGUCUAAGAAUAUCGAUGUUAAGUAACACAUAACGUACGAUUGGUGAAAUAACCAAUUUGAUGCAAAUCGAUGCAUAGAAGAUAAUAACAGCUGUAAAUAACCUUAUGAAUAUCAUCAUAAUGCCAAUUUAGACAAGUAUGGAAUCUGUACAAUGUAUUUAGUUAUUACUUUGAUUUUUAUCUAUUAAUAAAUUGGGAUUUCUGUGAUGGUUGGAAUUGCAAUAAUUAUAUUAACAUUAGUAAUAAACAAUUAUCUGGGUAGACACAUUUUAUAAACUUAAAAACAAGUGUUAUUGAGUAAGGAUAAUAGAAUCAAAUAAACAAAUGAAGUAUUUUAAUAAAUUAAAUUUAUAAAAAUAAAUUCAUAUGAAUCAAUAUUUAAAUCGAAAAUAGAAUAAUUAAGAGAAAUAGAAAGAAAAUGUAUUGAUAAAAGACUGGAGUGUUAUUCAUUGAAUGUAUUUUUUGGUUGGUUAUCACCUCAAUUAAUAUUAAGUUUAAGUUUUGGACUCUAUAUAUAUUUGGGAAAUUAAUUAACUCCAGCUAAGGUAUUUCCCAUUAUAAGUCUUUUGUUGAUGUUGGCAUCCAAUUUAUAACUGUUCCCAAUAUCAAUUAAUGCUUUAUUAGAAAUAUCAUUAUCAUUAAAAAGGUUGAGUAAUUUUUUUGAAACUCAAGAAAUAAUGGAUGAAUGCAUCUCCCAAUGUGAUAAUGCAGAAUUUUCUAUUCAAAUCUAAAACGGUAACUUUAGUUGGAAUAAAGAUUAAUAAAAGAUAUUAAAGGAUGUGUCAUUCAACAUUAAGAAAGGAGCAUUUAUUUCUAUUAUAGGCGAUGUAGGAUCAGGCAAAUCUUCAUUUAUUUAGGGUUUGCUUGGAGAAAUGGUGUAUGAUUUUAAUGAAAAGAGUCCAAAAAUUUAAAUCUCUGGUACUUUGGCAUAUGUAGGAUAAAAAGCCUGGAUUCAAAAUGGAACUGUAAGAGACAAUAUCACUUUUGGAAGACAAUUUAAUUAAGAUGUAUAUAAUCAAGCAAUAUAUUAUUCAUGUCUAUCACAAGAUUUAGAAGUCUUAAUUGAUGGAGAUCUAACAAUGAUAGGUGAAAAAGGCAUCAAUUUGUCAGGUGGAUAAAAAGCAAGAAUCAGUUUAGCAAGAGCCAUUUACAGUGGAGCAUAAAUUCUGUUGCUAGACGAUCCAUUAAGUGCUUUGGAUGUACAUGUUGGAAACUUUAUUAUGAAGGAAUGUUUUCUUAAACAUUUAUCAUCCAAAACAAGAGUCUUAUCCACUCAUGCAUUGAAUUACUCUCAAUUUACUGACUAUAUUUAUUUACUUCAAAAUGGUGAGAUUAUAGAUGAAGGGAAUUUCGAAAAAAUCUCAUAGAGUACUAAAUUCAAAGAGAUUGAGUAAAAUAAUAUUUUAAAAUCUGAUAAUUCAAAAUGUUUAUAAUUAGAUCCAAAGAAGAAUAAUGAAUCUAGAUAAACUAUCUAACCAACAUUAGCAAAAAGAAACAAAGCAAAAACUGAAGAUAUUAUUUUGAAGGAAGAUCGAUAGGUAGGAGAGGUUAAUUUUGAAGUAUAUUAAAAGUAUUUUAUGUAUAAUGGAGGUCUUAAGAACUAUUCAGUACUAAUUCUAAUUAUGAUUUUGUGGAUUAUUUCAUAACUCAUCUCUAAUUUCUGGAUUGCAAAAUGGGCAUCAGAUACUAAUAGUCAAGAUCAUAAUAGUUAUGUUUAUUUAAGCGUCUACUUUUUACUAGGCAUUUUUUAAGCCUUAUUCGCCUAUGCCAGAGCAGUUUCUGUUGUCAAUUCAAGUCUUAAAUCAGCAUCUAGAAUACAUAACGAAAUAAUUGAAUCAUUGCUAAAAGCUCCUUAAUGCGAAUUCUUUGAAAGAAUCCCAAUCGGCAGAAUCAUGAAUAGAUUAACCAAAGACAUUAACUCACUUGAUAUCGAUAUAAACAUCAAUAUCUCUUUAUUUUCUACUAAAUUAAGUUAAAUCAUUAGUGCCACUUUACUUGCCAUUAUUACAAGUACUAAAUUAAUCGUACCACCUUUUAUAAUAUUCUUUUAUCUUAGUUUGAAAAUCAAGAAUAUCUACAUGCAAGCUAGUAGAGAGUUAUAAAGACUUGAAUUAAUUACAAAAAGUCCAAUACUCAGUUAUUUUGUUGAAUCCUUGCAAGGAUUAACUAUUAUUAGAGCUUAUUAGAAGUCCAAUUUAUUUCUGACAACUUUCAGCUAAAAGCUAGAUUAAAAUAGAUAAAUUAUUUAUGUUUCCACCGUUGCUAACUGUUGGUUUACUUAAGUGUUAGGCUUCUCAAGUUUGAUCGUUAACAUGACUGCUAUCACUUAUUGUGUUCUUUUCCAAAAUAAUGCAUCCUUUAUUGGGUUGAUUUUGACGUAUGUAGCCAAUUUAGAUGCUCUAAUCUAGUCAACUAUUGAUACAUUAAGUAUCUUAGAAAAUAAUAUGAUCUCCUUUGAAAGGUGUUUGGAUUUCACUAAGAUCCCUUAAGAAAAAAGCACUUAUACCUUAGAAGUAGAACCAGACUGGCCAAAACAUGGAAUUAUUUCAUUUGAUAAUCUAGCUGUCAAAUAUAGACCUGAUUUACCUUUAGCUCUUAAGUACUUCUCAUUUACAAUCCAUAAGAAUGAAAAGAUAGGCAUUGUUGGAAGAACAGGAGCAGGUAAAUCUACUAUAGCACUUAGUUUAUUAAGGAUUUUAGAAGCCCAGGAAGGUCAAAUAUUAAUAGAUAAUAUAAACAUCUCUUAGAUCUCUCUGGAAAAACUUAGAAAUUCAAUCACUUCUAUUUAGUAAGAUGCUAUUAUAUUUAAUGGAUCCAUCAGAUAAAAUUUAGAUCCGUUACAAUAGUUUAAUGAUGACUAAAUUAAACAGGUACUUAACGAUUGUUGUCUAACUAAUUUAAUUAAUCAAAGAAAUGGCUUAGAGACGAUGAUCAGUGAAAGUGGUGACAAUUUAAGUGCUGGUGAAAAACAACUAAUAUGCAUUGCUAGAGCUAUAUUAAAGAGAGCAAAGAUUGUUUUAAUAGAUGAAGCCACAGCAAACAUUGAUAUAGAAACUGAAUAAAAAAUACAAAAAGUGAUUUCAAAUUCAUUCUAAAACUGCACUGUUUUAAUUAUUGCCCAUCGUAUAAACACCAUUAUGUUAUGUGAUAGGUAAUUAUGUGAUAUAAUUAUAUAGAAUUAUAGUAAUAGAUAAUGGAUAACUAGUUGAAGAGGGUUUAACCUAAGUUUUGCUAAAUAAUCCGUUAUCAAUUUUUUAUAAUAUAUAUUAAGAAGUAAUUAAAAAUGAAGUAUUAUGA